Messenger RNA from Drosophila innubila, 1950 nucleotides. RefSeq names its product b(0,+)-type amino acid transporter 1 (gene sbm). Gene Ontology annotation, molecular function: L-amino acid transmembrane transporter activity. Bases 145 to 1767 code for a protein of 540 amino acids. Lineage: Eukaryota; Metazoa; Arthropoda; Insecta; Diptera; Drosophilidae. Gene Ontology annotation, biological process: amino acid transmembrane transport. The transcript has 9 exons. Gene Ontology annotation, cellular component: membrane. The record is from RefSeq and is a predicted model, not a curated record.
AACGAUUAGCACGAGCAUUCGCAUCACAUUCUGAUUCGUUCGAUAUUUGAAUUCGUUCGGUAUCUGAAUUCGUUCGGUAUUUUCUUCGGUGGGAGCUGAAAUUUACUGCGAAAUAAUUUUGACUAUUCAUUAUCCGUCCAUGCCAUGCGCGAUAAAAUAUCACAAUUAUUUUGCUUGCAAAAAAACGCAUGUAAAAAUAAUUCAGCAGAUAAUAGAGGACAUAAUGUGCCAACAAAAGCAACGCGCAACGGGUCAAUGUGUGCCAAUGGGACUUUUGGGGCAGAAAGGCCCGAAGCGACAGAGACCGACUCAUCAGGGACCGGGCGGAUGCGGAAGUCGAUGGAGAGGAAUGGCUCAACGCAGAACGACACUGUUCACCUCGAGAGAAGGCUGGGCCUCUUCAGUGGGGUGGCUUUAAUUGUCGGAACCAUGAUAGGGUCUGGAAUAUUCGUGUCACCAUCCGGUUUACUGGUUCGCACCGGUUCCGUUGGAAUAAGCUUCAUAAUUUGGCUUGCCUGUGGUCUGCUUUCACUAUUGGGCGCUCUGGCAUAUGCUGAACUUGGCACUAUGAAUACCUCGUCUGGAGCGGAAUGGGCCUAUUUUAUGGACGCCUAUGGACCAGCACCGGCAUUUCUUUUUUCAUGGGUAUCGACAUUGGUGUUGAAGCCAUCUCAAAUGGCUAUAAUAUGCUUAUCGUUUGCACAGUAUGCCGUGGAAGCUUUUGUCACGGAAUGUGAUCCACCUAGGGGUGUUGUUAAAAUGGUUGCAUUGGUUGCUAUCGUCAUGAUUCUGUUCGUCAAUUGCUAUAGCGUUAAUUUAGGUAUGGCGGUACAGAAUAUAUUCACGGCGGCCAAACUGGUGGCAGUGGUAAUUGUUAUUUGUGGCGGCGCUUGGAAAUUGUUUCAUGGCAAUACACAGCACUUGUCGAAUGCAUUUAAUGGGCCGAUGCCAAAUAUUGGAGCUAUUGCGACCGCAUUUUAUACAGGCCUUUGGGCCUACGAUGGUUGGAAUAACCUUAACUAUGUUACAGAGGAGAUUAAGAAUCCCAGCAAAAACUUGCCGCGCUCUAUUAUGAUUGGCAUACCAUUGGUUACUCUGUGCUAUGCUCUGAUCAACAUCUCAUAUCUGGCUGCCAUGUCGGAGCAAGAAAUGAUCGAAUCCGAGGCAGUCGCAGUCACUUUUGGCAAUCGUAUUCUGGGCGCCCUUGCUUGGCUUAUGCCACUAAGUGUCACUGUCAGCACAUUUGGAAGUGCUAAUGGUACUCUCUUUGCUGCAGGCCGUCUUUGUUUUGCGGCCAGUCGAGAGGGACAUCUACUGGACAUUUUGUCUUACGUACAUGUGCGUCGGCUGACUCCGGCGCCUGGCCUCAUAUUCCAUUCUUUAAUUGCUUCAGCCAUGGUGCUUCAUGGCACAAUUGAUUCACUGAUUGACUUCUUCAGCUUCACCGCAUGGAUAUUCUAUGGUGGCGCCAUGUUGGCCCUUAUCGUUAUGCGGUACACCAAACCCAACUAUCCACGACCAUACAAGGUGCCAAUUAUCAUUCCCGUUGUGGUCUUGGUCAUAUCUGUGUACCUCGUUGCUGCGCCUAUCUUUGAAACGCCGCGCAUUGAAUAUUUGUAUGCACUGCUUUUCAUCUUUGCAGGCCUCAUAUUUUACGUACCUUUUGUAAAACUGGGCAUGACACCGCGCUUUAUGAACAAGGUCACACUGUUCUUUCAGUUGCUGCUGGAGGUUGUGCCAACAUCAUCGAUGGCCAUGUUUGAAUAGUCGCGAUCAUGUGCUUCAAUCUAAAAUCUAUAAAAUUGCUUUAAAUCAUAGGUUCCCAAGCCAUUGUUCUACUGGCUCCCUUGUUAUUGUAAUUAAUCUUUGGUAUAAGAAGAACAGUUGCCAUAUACAUGUAUUGCUCUCAACAUUGGCAAACCGAAAUAUAAAAACAAUUCUGUGCUUUUU